GUUCCAAAAAUCAUUUCUCACUUACACUAUGUCAUAAAUGAUAAUGGUAGUGUAUGUAUCGAUAAGUUAAGAAUGGAUAGAAAUGCCUUUCACACUUUAGUUCUCUUAACUAAGGAUGUUGGAGGUCUGACUGAUAGUAAAAGUAUGUCAAGCAGCGAAAAAUUAGCAAUGUUUUUAAAUAUCUUGGCUCAUCAUGAGAAAAAUAGAUCCAUCAAGGUUGAUUAUAUUAGAUCGGGAUGGAGCGUAAGUCAGGCUUUCAAUGAAUGCUUGAGUGCUAUUCUCAAACUAGCUCCAUUGCUACUUGUUAAUCCUAAACCGGUACUUGAGGAUGAGAUUGAAGAUCGAUGGAAAUGGUUUGAGGGUUGUUUAGGUGCACUAGAUGGUACUUACAUUCCCAUUAGAGUUCCAAUCCAACACAAACCAAGAUAUAGAACAAGAAAAGGAGAGAUAGCAACUAAUGUUUUGGGAGUUUGUGAUAGAAAUCUCAAUUUUACUUAUGUAUUACCUGGAUGGGAAGGUUCAGCUGCCGAUGGUCGUGUAUUACGAGAUGCUAUAGUACGAAGGAAUGGUUUGAAAAUUCAUGAGGGUAACUAUUAUUUGUGUGAUGGAGGAUAUACGAAUGGAAAAGGAUUUCUUUCACCUUAUCGAGGUUAUAGAUAUUGGUUAAAGGAUUGGCGCGGCGAUAAUCCAUCGCCUCGAUGUAAAGAAGAGCUUUUCAACAUGAGGCAUGCUAGAGCUCGUAAUGUAAUUGAAAGGGCAUUUGGUUUGUUGAAAGGACGUUGGGGAAUUCUUAGAAGUUCUUCAUGGUACUCGGUUAAGAUUCAUAACAGGAUCAUUAGUGCUUGUUGCUUGAUUCAUAAUUUCAUUCGUAGAGAGAUGGAAGUGGAUCCCUUAGACAUUGAUAUAGAAGAACAAAUGGAGUAUCAACAUGAGAAUAUUGAUGUUAUUGAAUCGUCGGAGGAGUGGACCACUUGGAGGGAUGAGUUGGCUCAAUCAAUAGGUGAUAAUGGAACCUUUAGACCAGGGCACUUGAUGGAGUUAGAGCGUUAUAUACACAAAUAUCAUCCUAGAAGUGGAUUGAAAGGUGAACCACACAUCAGAAAUAAAAUGAGAUAUUGGAAAAGAUGCUAUGGAAGUAUAGCUUUGUUGAAGACUCGAAGUGGUUUGGGAUUUCAAUAUAGUGAUGGAACUAUAAUAGUUGACGAUCCAAAACAUUGGAUUGACUUUAUAAAGAUUGAUCCACUAGCCAAGAAAAUGAAUACUAAGAAAUGGCCACUGUUUAAGGAUUGGGAAGAAAUCUUUGGUAAGGAUAGAGCAACAGGAGAGUUUGCUGAAGGGCCGCUAGAUGCUACUGAAGAAAUUCAAAAGAGUCAAGCUCCACAACAUUCUAAUGACAUGAGUUUGGGAUUUCUUAUUGAUGUUGAUCUUGAUGAUGAUGAUGAAGAAGAAGAAAAUGCUUACCAUAACUCUAAAAUUGGUACUGAAGAAGCUGAAAAUGCCACUGGACAAGAUGAAUUUGCUACAGCUGAAGAUUUCACCGAACCUAGUUCAUUUACUGGAGCUGAAAAUGUCACUGGACCUAGCGUAUUUAAUGAAGGAGAAAAUGUUGCUGGUUCUGAAAAUGAACAUGCUGGAUCCCGAAAAGGUCAUAAACAAGGUGAGUAUUCUAAAAGAUCAUCUUCUAAUGUUAACGAGAAAGAGAAAAGCAAGAAAAGGAAAAAAAUAGUAGAGGAUGAUAGUGAGACAUUUCUUAAGGGUAUGAUGGAAGUUAUGAAAAACUUUACUGAAAGUCAAGACAAAAGAAUUGGUUCCUUGAUUGAAAAGAUGGGGGAUCGUGAUCGAUCUGAUGUUCGUGGUCAAGUUUAUUCUAUCCUUGAAUCUCCUGCAUUUGAGUUGUACACCACUGAGCAACGUAUAAAAGCUGCAAUGAUUCUCUGUAAAGACGAUAAAAAGAUGGAAUUAUUUUUACGUAUGGGUGAACAUGAUCGUCAGACAAUGAUGUGGAUGGCUGUCCAUGAUAAACUUUGA
Solanum stenotomum is the source of this 2028-nucleotide messenger RNA. RefSeq lists its product as uncharacterized. NCBI's taxonomy places the organism in Eukaryota, Viridiplantae, Streptophyta, Magnoliopsida, Solanales, Solanaceae. The transcript is spliced from 5 exons. The coding region runs from base 73 to 2028 and encodes 651 amino acids. The record is from RefSeq and is a predicted model, not a curated record.